Messenger RNA from Paramecium sonneborni, 3698 nucleotides. The record is from the annotation of a GenBank genome assembly. Lineage: Eukaryota; Ciliophora; Oligohymenophorea; Peniculida; Parameciidae.
AUGAUUGUAAAAUUUCAUAAGAAAACAGAAAGAAUAAAAGGAUUAUCAUUUCAUCCAAAACAACCAUGGCUACUUGUUGGAUUACAUUCUGGAUCAAUAUAAAUGAUUGAUUACAGAUUAGGAAGAGUAUAAAUAUAAUUAAUAUAUAAAUAGACAAUAGAAGAAUUUAUUGAGCAUGAAGGUCCAGUGAGAUCAGUUCAAUUCCAUCAAUCUUUAUGUUUAUUUUUAUCUGGCUCUGAUGAUUUUACUGUAAGAAUUUGGAAUUACAAAACUAAAAAAUGUUAAUUUGUAUUGCGUGGCCAUCUAGAUUUUGUAAGAUGUGUACAUUUUCAUCCAGAAUUACCAUGGUGUGUAUCAGCUUCAGAUGAUUAAACAUCUAGAAUAUGGAAUUAUUAAUCUAGAUAGAUGAUAGCCAUAAUAACAGGACAUAGUCAUUAUGUAAUGCAUUGUGAAUUUCAUCCAUCUAAAGAUUUAUUAAUUACUUGUUCUUUAGAUUAAACUAUUAGAUUAUGGUCUAUUGCAUAAUUGAAGAAAAGAUUUACAUAAAAGAAUGUAAUAUAAGUAAAUUUAAUUUUAAGGUUUAAAAUGAAUAAUAAAAUGAAUUAGAAUUAAUAUAAAUUUUAGAAGGACAUAAUCAAGGUGUGAAUUGGUGUUCUUUCAGUCCAACAGAAAAUUUGAUUUUAUCUGCUUCUGAUGAUAAAAAAGUAAAAGUGUGGAAAUUUACUGAAAGUAGAGGAUAUGAGACUGAUUCUUAUUUGGGACAUAAUGUAAUUGAAUAUUAAUAAUAUUAAAGAACAAUGUAAGUAGUGCUAUGUUUCAUCCAUUUGGUGAAUACUUUAUAUCUGAUUCUGAAGACAAUACCAUAAGAUUUUGGGAUAUGAAAAAGAAAAUUGAAAUAGAUUGUUUUACAAACUAUGAAUAAGAUAGAUUUUGGGUUAGUGCUGUUCAUUAGAAUAAUAAUUAUUUUGCUGCAGGAAGUGAUUCUGCCUUAUACAUAUUUACAUUAUUUAAAAAUAGACCUGCUAUUGAUUUAAUGGAUAAUAAGAACUUAUUUGUUGGAAGCAAAAAAUAAAUCAAAUUAAUAGAUUUAUAAAAUAAUUAAGAAAAAGUUAUUAAGAACUUUUCAGAAAACUCGAUUUCUGAUAAUUUAUUACAAGAUAAUAUUGAAUUUAUCUAAUUAAAUAUAUAUGAAACAAACAAAAAUUAACUUUUAGUCAGAUUGAAAUAGAACACUCAUAAUAAAUAGAGAGGAAUAUGUAAAUAUGUAAUUUUUGAAUGUUAAACCAAUAUAAGUCAAAUGUUUCUUGGUAAGACUGCAAUUUUUAUUGGGAAAUCAAAGAUUCUAAAGUCUAAAGAAAGUUCUGAACUAGAAAUAUAUAACUUUGAAGUUGAUUCUCAUACAGCUCUUGGAUAUAAAGCCGAUAAAAUAUUUUCUUAUUUAGGAGGUAAAGCAAUCUUUUACUCUGAUUAAUUUAUAAAUGUAUUAGAUCCAGUUGCUAAUAAAAUUAUUCAUCAAAUUCCUUGUUCAAAUGAAUUCAAUAAUAUGAAAAAGGUAUUAUCUAAUGAUACAUAUGUUAUGAUUUAAACUAAAAAAACUAUUUAUCUUUUUACAAAAUAAUUUUAAAGAGUUACUUAAAUAUCAGAAUCAAUAAAUAUAAAAUCAGUACUAUUUUUAAGUCGAACAUAAAAUAUAAUAAUAUAUUCAACCAAAGUUCAUAUUAAAUAUUUAUUAAUAAAUGGAGAUUCAGGUAUUUUUGGAACUAUGGAAAGUGUACCUUAUAUUAUUUAAUUACAAUAACCAAUAGAUAAAUAAAGUGAAAAAUAUAAAUUAUUCUACAUGAAUAAUGUAGGUAAAUUAUUAACAAUGAAUAUUGAUUGUUCUGAAAUGCUUUUUAAAUAAGCUUUAAUAGAUAAAAACAUAAUGUUUAUUCAGAAUUUCUUAAAAACACGUAAAAAAAUGGGUGAUUUAAUAACAUCAUAUCUGUAAUAAAAAGGAUACUCAAUGUUAGCAUAUUAAUUAGUUGAUGACAAAAGAGCUAAAUUUCAAUUAGCUUUGGCUUCAAAUAAUUUAGAACUUUCUUAUAGAACUUGUGAUGAUUUAAAGGUUCCUAUCUGUUAUUAAUAAUUAUCUGAAGAAGCUAUGAGACAAGGCAAUCACAAUAUAGUUGAAGUUUGUUAAUAAAAAUUGAGAUCCUCUUAAUAAUUAGCAUUUCUUUAUACUAUUACUGGUUAAACUGAAAAGUUGAAUGUCUUAAGUACAAUUGCUAAAGAAUAAAAUGAACAUAAUACUAGAUUCUAAACUUUAUUACAUUUAGGAAAUAUUAAUUAAAGAAUUCAAUUUUUAUAAGAUUGCAAAUUAGAACAUAUUGCAAAUCUUAGUAAAUUUGUGCAUGGAUUAAAAUAUGAUUAAAAGUUUGUUAUAUCUGAAGAUUUAGAAUGGUUAUAAUCUUUGUAGCCAGAAACAUUAUAACCUCCUAUUUCAAUUAUUAGAUCUAAUCAACAUCCUUUAUUUUCUAUUAAUUGGCCUCAUAAUUUUGUUGAUUAAGAUUCAUCAUAUAAUUUAAUAAUUGAAGAAGAUCAAGAUAACAAAUAAAAUAAUCAACAAUAAUAAUAGAAAUAGACAAGUAAUUUAGAAAAAAAAAAUGAUAAUAAUUUUAAGAUCAUUAAUAAUGAUUAAAAACAAUAAAAUUAAUAAAAAUAAGAUAAUGAUGAAAAUUUCGAAGAUUGUUAAUGGGAAAUUAAUGAAUAAGAACUCUUAGAAAUGCAAUUAAAUUAAACAACUUUAGAUUAUAAAAAUUUGUAAUUUGGAUACCCUGAUUAUAAAAAAGGUAAAAUAUAACUAAUAAUUAAAUAGUUUUAUCACCUGCAGAAUAAUUAGUAACUGGUUAAUUUUAAUAAUGUUAAUAAUCUUUGAAAUAGUCAAAAAAUGUGACAGAUCUUAACUAAUGUAAAGAUUAUAUGAAAUAAUUGUGUUUAAGUUCAAUCAUGUAAAUAUCUUAAAUACCUUUUUUAUAAUCUGCCCCAUAAUUGAUACAAUCUCUUUAAGAUAAAUAACAUUUUAAUAGGACAUCUUAGAAUUUAUUAAAAUAAGGAUAUAAGUAAACUACUGAUGGUAAAUUUCAAGAUGCCUUAUAUACUUUUAAGAAUAUUUUGAAAUAAGCCUUAUUUCAUGAUAAAAGCACUGAUAUUAUUCCAAUCUGUUUAAAUUAUAUUAUGGCUAUGAAUUGUGAAUUAAAAAAAAAAGACUAAAGUGUAUCUAGACAAAUUGAAUUAGCUUGUUAUAUGGCUAUGUGUGAUUUGUAGCCAAUACAUCGUUCACUUACAUUAAGAGCAGCUAUGAGUUUAGCUUAUAAAUAUAAAAAUCAUUUGACUGGAGCUCAAGUAGCAAAAUAUUUAUUAAAACUUUUAGAAAAGGCUCCAUAAGGAUCAGCUUAUGCUAAACUUGAAGUUAUUGAGAAUGUUAAGAAAGUAUUCAAAUAUUUAUAUUCUAGAUCCUCAAAAAUUGUGAGCAAUUAUCCAGGAAUGAGCAUUAAAUUGAUUUUGAGGAAGACUAUUUAUAACAAGGUUGUAAAAUUAUAUUUGCUGAUACUUUGACAAUAUAAAAAGGAUCAAAUUACAAUUAAUGUCUUUUUGAUAAAGCAAUACAUUCUUAAAAAGGAAACCUUUGUUAAAUUUGUGAUUUGUGUUAUAUUAAUUGA